AUGCGAGCAAGAUUGUCCAGAUUGCCCCGGCUACAGAUUCCUGAUCCCCGACUAGCGGACGAGCCACGGCCGCGGGAGGAGUUUCGUCGGUACAUCCCUGAGCUGGCAGAGCCGGUGCCAGCCUUACCAGCUGAGAGGACGCGAACUCUUACGCCGUCGGCGUCUAGGGAGGAUCUACGCGACUCUGCUGACGAUGCGACCGCUCAGUCUAGCUUCUUCCAGAAGCUCCCAUUCAAGAUUCGUCGCCGAGUCCUGGUCGAGGCAUUUGGUGGGCACACUAUCCAUAUGGACUUGUCUUUUGACCAUCCAGAACGGCCCUUGGAUAAAGCGUAUUUCGAUGGCUCGAUAAAGCAUUUGUCUAACCACGGAAAUUACAAUCGCGAGACAGGGUUGGAGGGUCAACAAGAGACACAGAGGUAUAAAGUCGAUUCCUCAUUGCCAAAAAGAUGGAUCUGGCGCAGUUCCGACUGCCACAGAAACCGGCCGUGGGAUAGUAGAAGCGACGAGCAUAACAAGUAUAAAGACAGAGCGGUCAAUGCCUCAGAGGACCGUUGCCGCUUCGGUGGUGUUGAAGGCCACUUUUGUCAACUUUGGCCUGGUGAACGGCCGCACAAGUGUUUUGUAGGAGCAAUGGGAUGGCUGCUAAGCUGCCGCCAGGCGUAUUGCGAGGGCGUUGAUGUCUUGUAUGGCACGAACACUAUCCACACCGCUAGCAAGCAAAUGCUCCUGCAUUUGGACAAACUUCUACUUCCUCAAAGUCUAUCCAAGAUCAGAUCAGUGGAAUUGGUUUGGUACUUCAAGCCGUAUGCACCGAAUAGUGUCGUCGUUGGUCCGCUCGAUGGCCUGCCGUUGUGGGGGGAUUUAACGCCUAUGAAGGAAUAUAGGGGACACCCGGUUUACAUAGAGGAGGUCGAAUCCAUCGAAAUCACCGACAGAGAUAUAAUCACUCCGAUUGACAGGAUGAUUUCCAAGUUCAGCCCCAAGCUGAGACAGUGCACAAUUGCACUCGGUAGCUUGGAGUACGAAAGAAGGAGAAGGCAGGCUGUGAAAGCCGGAGACGUCGAGGUUGAGCAUAUCCAUCUUCAGCACUUGCAGGAGCGCCACUGGAGACCUUUGAACAAUAGCCCGGGGGGUUUAGAAGGGUACUGGAUUCAACUUGGACAUCGGGAGCUGGGUAGAGUUGGGAGGUGUGGUGGCUUUGGGGAGCCACCCUCACCGGAGCCUCCGGAGUAUAAAGUUCUGUUUCAGCCUUGGUACCUUGUGGGAAAUGAAAGACACCUUAGAUACUGA
Clonostachys rhizophaga is the source of this 1290-nucleotide messenger RNA. NCBI's taxonomy places the organism in Eukaryota, Fungi, Ascomycota, Sordariomycetes, Hypocreales, Bionectriaceae. The record is from the annotation of a GenBank genome assembly.